Nasonia vitripennis (jewel wasp) is the source of this 3970-nucleotide messenger RNA. It is a transcript of the gene Oamb, whose product is annotated as putative octopamine receptor. The transcript is spliced from 12 exons. Gene Ontology annotation, biological process: adenylate cyclase-activating adrenergic receptor signaling pathway. Gene Ontology annotation, cellular component: membrane. The record is from RefSeq and is a predicted model, not a curated record. The coding region runs from base 1413 to 3131 and encodes 572 amino acids. NCBI's taxonomy places the organism in Eukaryota, Metazoa, Arthropoda, Insecta, Hymenoptera, Pteromalidae. Gene Ontology annotation, molecular function: G protein-coupled amine receptor activity.
CUCCACAUAAUAAUUGCGAAACUCCGCCUUUCGAAUAUUGGCGCCACCUGCUGCAGGAACCUACCUUAUUGGUCGCCGCGAACACAUCUACACAACUCCGCCAGCUAACGCCGCCACCGGCCAGUCCAGCAACGACGAUCCGCACAGGUCCAUACUCGCGCACUUUCGCGGAUAAAGAAAUUUCCUUCGCGCGCACUCAUUCGCGGAAUAAUGGCCCAACAAGUGACAGUCGCGCGUAUCACGUGACAUCGAGAAGCCGCGACUUUUGACGAAAUAAACGGUCGCGGCAAACGCUAACUCCACCUGCGUGAAAUUCAGUGCCUCGUGCGCGUCCUUCCGACCAAGGGCUCUCUCUCUCUCUCUCUCCCGUCAGUGUCAUUCGCGUUUUGUAAUCUUCCUAAUGCGUCGUUGCGGCAGUUUACUCUACGAGGCGAAAUAGAAAAAAUACGAAAAAAAAAAGUAUAAAGCGGACAGUACACUAGUGUGGCAGCAGCACACAGAGGACAAGCCGAUGGACUCCUGAUGCAGUUGGACGACGAUGAUAACUCUUCGGUCGCCGCUGCCGUGUGACGGUUUUGGACGUGCCGGUGCAGCGGCUACUCGCCGAUGAUCAUUUUUGGAGGAGUCCUUAUAAGCUCGGCCCCCGGCGCUUCGCGUCGAUCCGCUGCAUAUCAGCCGAUCGGGAUGUGCGGUGCGUUGUGUGAACCAAGAGAAUGAUCACCGGCUGCCGCUACGCCGAGAGGAUGACAGCCCCGGGCGAGAUCGCAGCCGGCUACCGCCAGCAGCUGCAACGGGACGACGAGCGAGCGGAGAUGAGCCAGCAACCGCCGGCCGUCACGGCCCGUCGACGAUGUGAAAGCUCAUAAAGAAUCGCUGCUUGCGGGCCUCGCAAGAUGGAGGAGGGCGAGAGGAAGAAGAAUCGUGACCGACGCAGCGCCGCACGCCCGGCCCCCAGGAUCAGCAGCUCGCAGUACCAGCCUUCGUCGUUGUCGUCGUCAUCGUCGGAGGCCAGCUCAGCAGUCGCAUCACGCUGCCACCGCGGAAAGCGCCGAACGUUGAUUCCGCGCUGAGCCAGCCCAGUCGAGAUCAGUUUGUCCGUUGCCUCUGGCCCACUGCGACGGGACACGGAAGAGUGAGCCGGGAGAGCUGCUUCAAAAGACUGAGAGGCCUCGAGGCCGAGAAGGAAGAAGUUCGAUAAGCGAGCUGAGCCGCGGGUGACUUUUUGAAAAGUGUGCGCGAGUGCGUGUGUGCGCGUGUGUGCGCGUGUGUGCGGGGGUGAGUGCGCGGCACGACAAUUGGAGCUCGGAGUGCUUCGGCCGAAAUGAGGCGAGGUAGAAGCCGCGAGGACUCGUAGAUAGAGCGAGAGAGAAGAGCGAAGCGGAGGAGAGGAGGAGCGCAGCAGCUCGCGUAAGAUGCGGGAGCUGAACGAGAGCGCAUGCAACGCGUUGUACACGGCCGUCGAGUGGUCCGGACCCGGGAUCAUAGUCACCCUGGCCGUGCUCGCCGUCGUCAACGUCAUGGUCGUGCUCGGCAACGUCCUCGUCAUACUCGCCGUCUACAAUAGCAUCAAGCUGCGCAACGUCACCAACAUGUUCAUCGUCAGCUUGGCCAUGGCCGACCUCAUGGUCGGCAUCGCCGUGCUACCCUUCAGCGCCACCUGGGAGGUCUUCAAGGUGUGGAUCUUCGGGGACAUCUGGUGUUCGAUAUGGCUGGCGGUCGACGUGUGGAUGUGCACGGCCUCGAUUCUGAACCUCUGCGCAAUAAGCCUCGACAGGUAUCUGGCCGUAACGCGUCCGGUCAAAUACCCUCAGAUAAUGUCACCGAAGCGAGCGAGACUGCUGGUGGCCGUCGUGUGGGUGCUGAGCUUCAUCAUCUGCUUCCCGCCACUGGUCGGCUGGAAGGAUCAGAAGGACGACGAGCUUGAGGGCAACAUCACGUUCCCCGAAAACGGCCCAUUCAACACCACGAGCAGCAGCAGCAGCAGCGGCAUCAUCGUCCCCGUCAAGCCCUGUCGAUGGAUUUGCGAGCUCACCAACGACGCCGGCUACGUUGUUUAUAGCGCCCUCGGAUCCUUUUACAUACCGACGCUGGUGAUGCUGUUUUUCUACUGGCGCAUCUACAACGCCGCCGUCUCGACGACCAGGGCCAUCAAUCGGGGCUUCCGCACGACCAAGAGCUCCAAGAUGAUGGGCUCUAGGUUCGACGAGCAGCGGCUGACGCUGAGGAUACAUCGAGGCCGAGCGAGCGAGUACAACGGCAGCAACGGCAGUCCCCGAAGCAGCGACUGCACCGCGGCCCGCAGCCCGUCGCGCCGCGACCGCAUCAAGAUCUCGGUCUCCUACCCGAGCACCGAGACCCUCAACACCAAGUGCAACAACACGCUGGAGCGAACGCCCUCGAGGUGCUCCCAGGUCUCCGUUCACUACAGCAACGGCCAGACCCAGAGCCAACUGUGUCCGUCUUCCAGAACGACGCAUCUCAAGGUCGGAGGCAUCGGCAGAGUUGGAAGCUCCAGAAGGCCGAGCCGGCGCAGCAGUUGCGAGAGCCAAGUAACCGGAGACGUCGUCUCGCUCCGGGAAUUGACUCCAGGGACGAACGAGGAGAAGCCCCGCGUCAUGAAAAUGGGCAAGCGAAACAUAAAGGCUCAGGUCAAGCGCAUCCGCAUGGAGACGAAGGCGGCCAAGACUCUGGGAAUAAUCGUGGGCGGCUUCAUCCUCUGCUGGCUGCCCUUCUUCACGAUGUACCUGGUGCGAGCCUUCUGCCCGAACUGCAUCCACCCGACGGUAUUCAGCGUGCUAUUCUGGCUGGGCUACUGCAACUCCGCCAUUAAUCCCUGCAUCUACGCCCUCUUCAGCAAGGACUUUCGAUUCGCCUUCAAGAAGAUCAUCUGCAACUGCUUCUGCAAGCAGCGAGCGAACACGCUGCGCAGGGGUAGCGACGGCAGCCAACUUACCACGAGAUUUCGUUUUUCAGGAACGAGCGGAGCCCCGGCCGCGCGAGAUGCGGCCCGUCGCAGGGCCUUUCGAUCGAGGACUCCGACCCCGAUCACGGAUCUGACGCCAACGUCCAAUCGCAGAGCGACUCCAGAUGACUGUAGCACCUCGGGCUCGGCGCGCAGUGCCUCACCCUGAGCCUCCUGGCGGCGCCUGUGGUGGACCAGGCGGGCAGCGACGCCGGCGGCGAAGUCAGGCGCAGGGUAUCCUUCGGGGCCGUCGAGAUGCGCCGGGCCGAGAACGAGGAUCGAGCCGACGAUGAUCACGCCAAGCAGCAAUCGGACGACCAUCUCGAGCGAGUCGCCCUCGUCGCGGACGACGAGGCCGUCGGCGAUGGCGCCGGCGCGAGUAGGCGAUCCUCGAGGCUAGGACAGCUGCACCGGAGCUGGGAUUAGGCUGUCUGAAUGCUUCACCAGCGUACGAGGUGCAAGAAUUCCAGGCAGUCGCCCAGAGCCGUGCUCACACACAAAGUUUCGAGCGAAGAAGAAUUACGAGGAAGAGUAAAAAUACACGUAAAUUUGAAAAAAGAAGUGUUACAAGUGUUACAGUGUAUACAAGCGCGCAUAGCCAAAGCACAAACCGUAUAAAUAUGUCGGAAAAGUAUACAUAAAUAUUAUGAAUAAUGUUACUGUCGACGGGUUUUGUCUGAUUUUUUCAUAAUGUUUAACUUUGCCGGUGAGCGCGGAAAGACGCAAAGAACAGAAAAAAACAUAUACACAUAUAUAGCUGCUGUGCGGUUGAUCGAUGCUACACGUUCCGAUAUAUUGUAUACAAUAUAGGGUCUUUGCGUUUACAAUGGUCAUUUUGCUAACUUGUCCGCUUACUGGGCGCAGCCCUGCCCUUUUUUAAAAGCGAUCGGAGAGCGCGAUCCUGUAUAAACUAUACUGAGUUUCCGAAGAAUGUUACCGAACUUUAAAGAAGACAACAAAAUAAUGUAAUUUUAAUCGUAUAAAUACAAAGAAAGUUGUGAGAAUUUA